UCCUUCUCAUUUCUCAAACUUUGUGCCGAAUCCCUCAAUUGUAUAUCAGUGUUACCACUGCUCUUUCUCUCCUACCUCUGAAAUACAGUAUUCAGAAAGCACCAGCAAAGAUGUUAAUGUCCACCCACCAACGCCUAUAAUCUCUCUCUCUCUCUCUCUCUCUCUUUCUCUCUGUCUUCUGAAAGACUGGAACUUUUGCUGUCUAUCUCUCAAGAUUUCUCUUUCCUCCUCAGUUGGGAGUCACAUUUUGCCUCUGUUAUCAGUCUUGGACAAAACUCAGAGGAAAAUAAUUAUACGAAACAUAAUCAUAAUUUCGAAUAAGCUCUUAUAUUUUGUUCAUGUUCUUAGCUUUUCACACUUUUUGGUAUGUGAAUUAUAUAUAUUCACCAUCUCCAUAGCUCAAUGCCCAUUUAGCUGUUUUCCGCCUCUCUCAGAUCUACCAGCACCCCAUCCCCAUUUCCUAAUUUCCUGCAUAUUGAUUUUUCCUGUAACAUUCAGAUUAAGGAAAUGAGCAAGGAAGAGUUCUUGAAGAUCCAGACCUGUGUUCUAAAAGUCAAUAUACACUGUGAAGGGUGUAAGAAUAAAGUGAAGAAAAUCUUGCAGAGGAUUGAAGGGGUUUAUACCAUAAACAUCGAUUCGGAAUGGGGGAAGGUUACUGUUUCUGGAAAUGUAGACUCUGCUACUUUGAUCAAGAAGCUGAUGAAGAAGGGGAAACACGCGGAGUUAUGGGGGAGCCAAAAGGCCAAUAAUAACAAUCAGAAUCAGUUGAAGAAUUUGCAGAUUGAUAGUGGUAAAGGUGGGAAUGGCAACAAGGGGAAAGGCGAAAAGGGGACUAACAACCCGAAUCCAAUGCAGAUGAAAGGUGGAAAUCCUGGAAUGGUUCUUCCCCAGCAGCUUCAACAGAUGAAGGGUGGAAAUCCUGGAAUGGUUCUUCCCCACCAGCUUCAACAGAUGAAGGGUGUUCAAGAUAUGAAGAUUUUGCCCCCUCAGUUCAAGGACUUGAAGAUCCCGGCGAAUUUGGGCGGGGGCAACCCCAAGACUGUCAAAUUCGACUUGCCCCAGGAGGAUGACUUUACUGAUGACGAGUUUGAUGAUGAUGAUGAUGAGUAUGAUGAUGAAGAAGAUGACGAUGAUUAUGAUGAUGAUGAUGAUGAUUUUGAUGAUGAAAUGGACAUUAUGCCUCCCAACAAGAUGAAGCCUGUGAUGGGCAAUGGGGGCGGUGGUGCUCAGAUGCCGAAUAUAAUGCAUUUGAUGAAUGGGAAUGGGAAGAAAGGUGGAGUUAUGCCACAGAUGAACAUGGGAGGUGGUAAUAAGGGUGGCGGUAAUCAAAUUCAAGGCGGUGGAUCGCCCAAAAAGAGUGGCAAGAAUGGCGGUGGACAUCCUCAAGAUGGAAAGAACAGUGGCGGUGGCGGUGGCGGAGGCGGAGGCCAUGGUGGUGGUCCUAACUUCAACGGCAAUGGGGGCAAUAAAGGGGGUGGAAUAAUGAACAAUGGGCUACCAAGCAUGCCUAACAUGAUGGCAAUGAAAGCCAGUGUUCCUAAUAUGGGGCCAAUGCCAACAGGCCAAAUGGGUCAUCAGAUGGGUAAUCUUCCAAUGGGCCAAAUCCCGGCAGUGCAAGGCUUACCGGCCCCCGGUAUGAGCUCAGCCCGCAGCAAUGGAGGUUACUUUCAAGCCUCCGGCCCCGAGAUCCUUGCAGGAAACCCCUACCAGCAACAGCAAAUGGCCGCAAUGAUGAUGAACCAGCAGCAUGCCAAUGGGAACGAACGGUUUCAGCCAAUGAUGUACGCUCCUCAGCCACCCGCUGUGAACUACCUGCCCCCGCCUUAUCCUUACUAUCCCUAUCCCCAGCCAAGUGACAACUACGGCUCCAUGUUCAGCGACGAGAACCCUUCAGCUUGUAAAGUCAUGUGAGUUGUGCUAAUACGCUGAUCUCUUGUGGUGGUCGUGGUCGUGGUGGUGGAUGGUUAUUUGCCCGGGUGGUAGUGCCAAACAUAGUUCAGUGACUUUGCUAGCCUAUUAAGAUGCCAUAAUAUACAAGGAUAUGAAUAUUCCAUUUGGUUGCUAUUUAGUUUUGCCUUCAUUCCCCAUUGCCUUUUCUUAGGCUCCUUUUGAUUUUAUAUAUAUAUAUAUAUAUAUAUAUAUAUAUAUAUAUAAAUUCUAUAAGUUUAGAGGUAUUUGAUAGAGUUGGAUGUAAUGUUUGUACAUGUAAGUUGAAAAUCAUAAAAUAAGAUGAAAACUAGAAUGGGUUUUUAUCAGAAA
Molecule: messenger RNA, 2259 nt
Organism: Ipomoea nil (Japanese morning glory)
Lineage: Eukaryota; Viridiplantae; Streptophyta; Magnoliopsida; Solanales; Convolvulaceae
Product: heavy metal-associated isoprenylated plant protein 32-like
Exons: 3
Coding region: 508-1911 (467 amino acids)
Molecular function (GO): metal ion binding
Source: RefSeq, a predicted model, not a curated record